This is a messenger RNA of Poeciliopsis prolifica (blackstripe livebearer), 1598 nucleotides long. Its product is annotated as sperm acrosome membrane-associated protein 4-like. The transcript is spliced from 4 exons. The record is from RefSeq and is a predicted model, not a curated record. NCBI's taxonomy places the organism in Eukaryota, Metazoa, Chordata, Actinopteri, Cyprinodontiformes, Poeciliidae. Bases 226 to 609 code for a protein of 127 amino acids.
AUAUAAAAGCCGUUAUGAUCUUCCUCCCAGAUCAUAACGGUCUGAGUUUAACAGACACGCAGCGUCUUUUCCUCCGCGAAGUUUCCAUUUGUUUGUUUGUUUUUCUGCACUUUUCUCCAAAGAUGAACAGAAUCGCUUUCAUCUUCGUCGUGGGUCUCGCCUUUGCAGUCGCUUCCUCGUCUCGCUGCUUCCUGCUUCUAAAUUUGUAACAAAUACAACACGGAAAUGUUUUACCAUGGAAAGUCCCAAACCGAGUUUCAUCUUGAGCUCAUCGGUCAAAACCUUCAAUGCUACAAAUGUACACUCGGAUUGUGGAACGUCUGCUACACCACAAAAAUCACAUGUGAUGCCGGGCAGCGCUGCUUCAGCGGCGAAGGGGGAUCAGGUGAAGUGAAAAUCAAAAUGAAGGGAUGCCUUGAUGUAGCAAAAUGCGACAAGACGGAGAACGUGAACUUGCCCGGCACCUCCAACACCACCGUCUACUCCAUGACCAAAACCUGCUGCAACGCCAACCUGUGCAACGCGGCGCCAGGCCUGCCCGGCGCCUCCGCCCUCAGCCUGGCUGCUGUCACCAUGUUUUCUCUUCUUGCAGCCAACUUCAUAAUCUAGAGAACAGCUUACAGACACAUAGUACCAUAAUACAUGUUCUAGCACUAGACCUUUGAUUUUCAUGCAUGCUUUAAAGUGAUCUUUGCAUCGUUUAAGUUCCUAAAUCCCUCAAAAACAAAAUGUUAGCUGGAAAUUAAGUUAAAUUCAAACUGAUUUGCAACACAUUUACAAAUUCUGUUUUUACAUGCAUUUCUUUACAGAUUUACUAUUGAAAUGUGAAAUGCAGUUUGUUUUUAAUGUCAUGUAUUGUUAAUUCAAAGUAAAAAGGAGCUUAAUAUGCAUUUCUUUGUCAAUUCAUUGUUAGAAACUGAAAACUUGAUCUUAAAUUUAACAUUUUCUUGACUGGUGACUUGGAAAACAGCUAGCUUGGUCGCUAGCUCACAAUGUAGAAAAAAACGCUCAUCUUUCUAUCACACAUGUGAUUCCAAGUGUUUAAGAAAGAAAACUGAGGUUAUUUUUGCAAACAAAAAGACAGAGAAGUAAUCGUCAUUCUCAGUAGCUAGCUGUUAAACAUGCUAAGCUAAGCUAAUGGCAGAUAUUGCAUAAAGUAAGAUAUUAAUUUUAAGAUUCGAAAAAGAUUUGGAAAGUAUUUCGUUCUGCUGAUUUCAAAGUAAAACAUUUCGUUUUGUAUUUCUGGGUGGUUGGUUUUGUUUUUUUUAGCUAUCUUAAAAAGGUUUAAUAAUUUUAAAAAACACAUGACUCCAUCAGUUUUAUGUAACUUCUUGAUGUUUGUGUUCGUUAUGCAUUGACAGCGGUUGAUCAGAAACUGUAGGAUGAAAGUUUUUACAUAUUUUUUUAAAGAUUUGGUCAGCAUAUUUAGGUCGCAUUUCAUUUAAAGUGUACUCAUUUAUUUACUUUUUUAUGUUGCUUUUCCUUCUGUGGAUGUUUCCUCAAUAUUUUCAAAAUCAGAAAUUUGUGUCUGACUUUAAGAUUAAAUGUUUCUUUGUAAAAUUGUUUUUGACAAAGGUGAAUAAAAUGGGAAAGGGUGA